UAGCUCAACGAAUCAGCUAAACAGCUUAUUGAGAUGGACAAGACCAAUCUAGCUGCUGCAUCUGGCAGUGAUGUCCCCUUGCCAACAGAUACUAACCUGGCAAUAAACAAAGCCCAGUGCUGUACCCUGAACAGUGCUGGAGCUGUUAGUGCCAUUCAGCGGCAAGUUGACGGCAAGAAGAAUGCCAAGAAGCGCCAUUCCUUCACUGCUCUGAGUAUGACACACAAGUCCUCUCAGGCCAUGAAUAACAGGCAUUCCAUGGAGAUUAGUGCCCCUGUCCUGAUCAGCUCAAGUGACCCCCGUGCUGCUGCCAGAAUUGGAGAUGUGACUCAUCUCUCAUCCAGCGCUCCAGUCCAGGAUUCUGCUUCUGCUGGAUCUGCAACCAUGGCUGGACCCAGGACAAGCACAAUCAUGGGAGAUCAAGGAACACCUUCGAAGGUCCAGCUACCUCUGAACAUCUACUUGGCAUUGUAUGCAUACAAGCCCCAGAAGACUGAUGAGUUGGAACUGCGUAAGGGUGAAAUGUAUCGUGUUAUUGAGAAGUGUCAGGAUGGCUGGUUCAAAGGAACAUCUAUGAGAAAUGGCAUGUCUGGUGUCUUUCCAGGCAAUUACGUUACUCCUGUUUCCAGGAUUCCUGCAGGAGCUGGUCAGUCCAGGAAUUUAGCAGGAGGCUCUCCAACAGCAAAAGGCACCUCGGGAGCUGUGCACCCAGGAAGCCCAGCUCUUACAAACUGUGCAACUGUUGUCAGGCCUGCUGUUCCCAUCACUGCCCCUCUCACGCAACCCCAGGGGUCAGCAGCCUCUCCACAGAUGAAUAGCUGUGCACGGUACUCCCCUCAGCAAACAGGGGUCCAGUCCCGCAGUACUGCGCAAAUGGUGGUACAUCCUUCUGUUCAAGCACAAGACCGGCCUACAGCUACAGUCUCACCACUGAGAACCCAGAAUUCUCCAUCCCGCCUCCCAACAACUGUAGUCAGGCCACACUCUGUAGUAUCUCCUCAGCAUAUCCACCAUUCCCCUGUGCAUGUCAUCCCUGGAGCACAAUGUGCCAGGCCCAUCAUUCCGCUCACCUCAGCAGCAGCAGCGAUUACUCCUCCCAAUGUCACUGCAGUCAACCUGAAUGGAGAAGCAGGGAAUGGACCCAUCAAUAGCUUGGUCACUUGCAGCCCAACCAAUUCAGCCUGCAAAGCAGAAGAGAGGAAAAAUGAAAAGAAAGAAAAGAAAAGUGGACUGUUGAAACUUCUAGCUGGAGCAUCAACAAAAAAGAAAUCCCGUUCUCCUCCAUCGAUGUCUCCAACACACGACCCCCUGGCCAUGGUGGAGGGAAUGCUGCAGGGCGCUAUAGGACCAGAACUGUCCUCUCUCUCUAGCCAUGGAAGGGCCGGCUCAUGCCCUAUAGAAAGUGAAAUGCAAGGAGCGAUGGAGAUGGAACCUCUGCACAGAAAAACAGGCUCCUUGGAUUUGAAUUUUUCUAUUCCUUCUCCCAUAAGACAGCUGCCACCUUCCAUGGCAGCCAUCCGUCCAGAACCUAAGCCAUUGUUUCGAGAAAGGUAUCGUGUUGUGGUCCCCUAUCCUCCGCAAAGCGAAGCUGAGAUUGAACUCAAAGAAGGCGACAUUGUUUUUGUCCACAAAAAGAGGGAAGAUGGUUGGUACAAAGGGACAUUACAGCGGAAUGGUAGGUCAGGCCUCUUUCCCGGUAGCUUUGUGGAGAGCUUCUGAGGGCCUCACAUUGGACCUUGAAGGACCUUUCAGAGGAAAUUCCAUAGCACAAAAAAAAAAGCCAACAGCAAAGGGAAACUUUACUGAAUUUCCACUGCCAUAAUAAGAACUGUAAUUAUUAUUUCCAAAGACUCUCUGGGCUCUUUGAUAUUUAGCCCUGGAGACGAGGUCUCUUGCUGUGCUUUCAAACCCACAUACAGUACAUACAGCAGUAUGUUGGAGCAGUGCCUUCUACUUGGAAUCAAAGACUGAAAGGACGCACGUUCGGGUUGUUAUCUAAACUAAAAUCCAGCCACUAUACUUUGUGUAAAUGAAAGAGAAAAUAUGUUUUAAAAAAACUAAGAAGACUUGUUAUAUUGCUGUAAUUUAUUUGUCUGAGCUGCAGUGUUCUUAUUACUGGCCUAUGCAAGAGGGGAUUCGAGUUUCAAGAGGAGAGCAAGGGGAUUCUUGAGGAAUUAAUUUGUUUGUUUUCCUAGUGAGAGAAAGGAACCAUGUGGCGGAGACAAAACCCAAUUAAAUCCACAUAUUUUUCAGCUAGACAGAACUAGGAGCCCAAAUCAUCAUAGCAUUUCUUUCUAUAGAUACCUCAAUAGUAUUCUGCUUGUGAAUACCAAUCUGGACUCCUUAAUAUCCCAUGCAGCCCAGAGAAGAGGCUGGAGGAUGAUGGUUCCCAAACUUAGUGGAGUUGGUCAAAAACAACUAUUGUCUUGCAUAGGAUUCAGUUCACUUGUAUGAGAAAAUGGAUUCUACCUGUGCUUCCCAACCCUUUCAGAAAGCCAAAUCUGAAGCAAAGGUUCACAUGACUAGCUCAGACAAGCCAUGGGACACUCCACACAGGCUUUCUCUCUAGCUGCCACAUCUCUAAUAGUUCUAUUAAUCAAUCAACUGUGUUUCAGAGAUGUCCCUUGGAGACACACCUACACCAGACUGACCCUCAGCCACUAUAUGAAUUUCCAUUAUCUGAGGGAGCCUCUUUUUUUGUGUGUGUCCAUCUCCUAGCAGCACUUUGCAUUUUGAUUAUUGCUUUACUCUAUCAGUAUUAAAGAUAGGAGGGUCCCUUUUUUGGCAUUAUAAUUGUCUAAUGGAAGAAAUGAAAUGCAUUAUAUAUCCCAUAUAAAUAAGGAAAAUCUUAGUUUGCAGACAUAUGGAACUACUUUUCAUGUAAACAAAGAAAGAAAUAUCUGGUUCAGUUCAGCAUACUAUAGGUAAUGGUGAUCUUUUAUUUUAUCAUUGCCAUGUGGACUUAUGACACUGAAGCCAAUUUGGGGGUGAGAUCUAGACUUGGCCACAAAGAGAAGAAAAGACAACACAUAUGUAGUUCUCAGAUAAUGCAAGCUCUUGCACAGGUUAUGCUCACAAUUAGCUCCAUGCAGCUGACAUCCACAUGAAAAAAAGGGUGCUCUUGGGGUAACCUUGACCUCCUUCAUGCAAGAGAAGUGACUAGUCUCUCUGUGUCGGAUAAUCCCUGUAUUCUGGACAGCAAUUGUUGUGCACUAUGUUAAUUCCAAAAAGGAAAAGAUGUCAAAUAGCGUAAAGUGUCUGAACUGGAACAAAAUGACAAGCUAGUCCACAAAGAGAAGGAAAGUAACUGCUAGUAUGUAGAAAUCAGCACAUGGGAUCAGAGAUCACAAAGUAGUAGAGUGGGUACACUAGGUGUGUUCUGAGGCUAUUCUGGCAUCGAAGUCAUACUCAAUAUAUAGCUGUAUUAGUCUGUAUUAGUGUACCAAAGGAUUUCGUAGGAUGUUUUGAGUCUUGUCUUCAUGGGUGAUUUACACUGAAUUCCCCCUGGCCUCACUGCACCCUGUUUGCAUGAUUGAGGGCCAAAAGUCCAAAUCAGGUCCAGACUGUAUUCAAGACACCCACAGCCAAUUUGGGGAUGUUCUGCAUUUAAAUAACAGCUUUUGCUCUGGGUGUUCGGUUCUUCUUACAGUGUUGGGAGCUGCUGCUUUUUCACCCAUAGUCCCUAUGAGCUGUCCAGUGUUGGCAAUAUUGGCAUGAGUCACUCUGCAGUCAAAAUGAGCUGUUCAGCAUGGAUAGCAUGGUUGGACACCUUGUUCUGACUUCAGAAGCAGUGGAUGAUGAACCAUGGGAGAACAGUCACUUCACUGCAAGAACCAAAAAUCUGCAGCAAAAGAGAGCAGGUGAAUUCAGGGUCAGAAUAUUCCAGGAACAGCCUGGAGUAUUCUGGCAAGUGUAGACCCACCCUGAGAGAAAGAUGUUUGUAGCAUAGGCUUUUAUAGAUUGUUUCCAUCUGUUGAAAUAGACUGAGUCUACAAAAGCUUAUGGUGCAAACCCCUUACAGUGAGUCUCAAAGUUUUUAUGUGAUCCCUUAGUAUUCUAAUAUGAGAACAUCUGGACACCUUUUUUCUGCUUUCUCUUAUGCAAGACCAUGAUGUGUGAAACAACACUACCAUGAAGGGAAGACGACUUUUGUAUACAGGAGGGCAUUUUUGGACUUAACCCUUUAUCGUUUGCUAUACAAACUUCUGUUGUUAGACUCAAAAUACUUGACACAUCUUUACCAACUGUCAAUUUAAAAGGUACUAUUAUAUGUAUUUUGUAUCACUUAUUGUAGAAAAUGUCAGAUUCCUGAAUUUCAAAGUCUUACUGCUUGCUACAUGAACUAGGUGGGACGACAAGUCUUACGGGAUGCUACUAAAUAUGGUGGUGUGUCCCUCAUGCACAAAUAUGUCAGGACAAAGCCUCUUCAAAGCACAGGACUUUGUCUAGACUGUGAUAAUUGCUAGAGAUUUGGGAACUAUUUCAGGAGGAUUCAUUUUAAUUGACUUCUACAUGGCAAUAAAAAGAACACUGCAGGUUUCCACAAGCACAGAACAUUGGAAUUUUUCUUUCUCUUUGUCUUAAUCUCAAAAAGAAAUGGUUGUAAUUACCACUAUUAAACAUGUAAUUUGUUACUGUAGAAAUGUAUAUUUCUGAUCACUGUUUGGUUUUCUAACCUUGGUCAAGCUACAUAAUAAAAAUAUUUCAGGCAAUAGAAGCUUCCAGAUACCAGGAACUCAGAGGUGCAAUAAAUAGGAAGCUAGAAAAUAAACCUAUAAAAAGUCAACUGGUGACAUCUAUUAACAUUUUUAGAGGAGGUGGAAAGAUAGUUUUAGCCAUGUGUGCACUCAACCUCAUUCAGGUACUGUGUACUAGAGAUGUCACCCCAAAUAUGACUUUGCCCUGCAUAUGGUAUGAUUUUUUCUAGUCACUUGAAAUAGACAGAUACUAGAUAUACAGACAGUUGCUCGUUCAAAAGGCAUAGAGGCAUUAUCUACAUAUUGUCAAUGCCACCAGAUUAAUGACCCCAGCAAGCAGUAUGUAAUAGAUCAGCCCCUUUUUUUCUGAUGGCACCAGUUCUGCAAGCAGGUACUUGUAUACAAACAUCUAUUGCUGUGCUGUUGGCUGUUUGUCAGGGAGAAGGGAGCAACGAUUCAAUAGCUAAAGUGCUUAGAAGUGGGAUUAUGCAGGUAAUCUGUUCAAUUAUUUUUGCAAAAAUAAAUGGAUGCAAGAAUGCACUACAUGUUUCAGUAAUCUAAGCAUUUGUAUGAUACAAAGGUUAAUAAGAUGAUGUGUGCAAGAAGUAAAAGUGAGUUCAGUGAUACUUUAGCUGUCAUUCAUAUAUCAUUUCUGCGUAGUCAUUAUAUCACCCCAUGUACAGACUCCAGCUCUAGCAGAACAUUUUAGAGCUUUAGCCAGGGAGUUGGCACUUAUCCCUGCCUUCCCCCCAAAGAGGAAGUUUCAGCUCAUUUGAAGUUCAUGUUCUUAUUUUCCUCUCCUCCAAGCCUGCACCAUGGAAGUGACAGAUUGUCACCCCAGCACAUGACUGCUUGGGAGAAUUAAAUUAGAGCAUUUACCCUUCUCCAAUGGAGGGGGGAGGAGUGAUUUUGACACCAACCCCUGCAAUGCCAGAGCUAAUGUUCCCUUAAACUUGACCUGAAGCACCAACUGCUGGAAAGCAUAUUCCAGGCAAAGGUCCCUAUAUUCAUUCUCUGUGUCUGCUCAUCCUUCUAAAUGCUCUGGCUAUUUCAAGCCAACGCAAAAACAUUUUAAAAUGUUAUUGAUCUCAUUUUAGGAGUUUAAAGUCCUUGAAGCAAACCAUACACUGCAUACUGUUGCAUGAAAGAGUGGCAUAUCUUUUAAAAAGAGAAAAUAAAAGUUGCCCCAGGAAUGGCAACAACAGGAACUUUAAAGGGGUGAAAUGGAAGGGACUGAGCCAUUUUAACCUUUCCCUGACUGUUGUUUCAUCUUCUUUGUUGUCUAGUCCCCAUCCAGCAGUUCAACUUCACUAGCAUGAACUUGGGACCCCUUUGGGAAAGAAACAGUUUGAGAGAGCAAUUUGGAAUCGAGAAACUGCAGCUAAGGAAAGGUUGAUGGCUUCCUCCCUUGCUACUUCCUUGCUUUAAAUGCCUCUUCUUGAAUUUUUACUUUUUGUUUUUGCAUACCUCUGCAUGUGACAUAAUUUUAGUUGCACCAUGUCUUGAGGAAAUCACAUGGACAUCUUACUUCCAGGAUAGAAAUAUCUAUGAUUAGCAUUGUAAAGUGUCUUUUCCCCCCCUGUGGGAGAUAAAAGUGAGAUGGAAGUCAGAUAUUCCCUGGGUGACUAAUACCACACUCUCCUCCUGACUCUGUACUCCAUAAGAUUGUCACUUACGUGUUGACACAAGAUACAAAGAGGGAGAAGCAUAGGAAGGAGGUUGCAUGCCAUUUUGCUUUAGAAUUCUUACAUCUAAGUGUUUGGACCUAUCCAGAGUUGGUAUUUCUGCAGCAUGAGCAAAAAACAUUCCUUUGCCAAGUCAACAAUGAGAAAAAUAGCACAGUGGGUUUUUUUUUUUUGGUUUUUUUUUGCCAACCCAUCUGAUUAUUAUUAUUAUAUUUUAAAUUCAAGUCCACUUAAUUGUAGGCUUUAUAUUGAUGUGCUUCUCUAGUGUGUCCAUUUGCCAUAACUGCAAUAACCACCAGCUUGUAAGACAUUUACACCAAAGCAUCCAGACAUAACUACAGUGGAUGACAGAGGCCAAGCUCUAAAAACUACAGGUAUUAGCUCCAGGUACAUGCAGGGAAGUCAGACUUGUGCUUCCCGGAUUAUUACAUAACAAUACAAAAACACUUUUGAAACUGAGAAGGGUGUCACAGGAAACUCCAGUUUAUGAUAAGACAGAGACAGCAGGGUAGUUAUUCAACAAAAAAGAGACAAAUUCUACCUGUUAUACACAAGCUCUAGAAUACAACUAUAGUAGCUCUUUGACAAUGCUUUUCUUUAACUGAUUUCUUCACUGUAACAGUGAGAAAUCAUAAUUAUUGUCUGAUGUAUUUGGCUGGCUGUAACAGCAGCAUGCACAUAAUAGUUGCACACAACAGAUCAUUUGGCAGAAACACACCAAACAAUACUAAUACCUAUUACAAAAAUCAGUGUUUAAAGACUAUCAGGAUCCCCCCAUCCUACACAUUAGGUGUCAUCAGUCAAACUUGAUUUGAGAAUAAAGGCUUUCUUUGACUAUUUGAUGCUCUGAAAACAUUUGUCGUUAUCUCUUAGUUUUCAUUCAUCACAGCAGCUUGGAGUAGUUUCCUGUGGUUGACUGGCCCCACAUAAACAGCACAAACAAAAGAAAGCAAAGACAAGAAUUCCUGAUUAUAGGACAGCACAGAAAUGGUUAUAGGAUAGCACAGAAAUGAACUAACUCCUACAGUGGUCCAUUGAAUAAGGUGCAUUCAAAGACAGAAGGCAGGGGGAGUGUAUGUGUGUGUGUGUGUGCAUGUGUGCAUUUCUUAUGAAAGAAAACUGCAAAGAAAUUGUCCUGGCAGCCUUGUUUUGUAAAAUGCCAGAUUUAUUGUACUGGAAAAGGUUUCUGCUAACCGAACAAAUCCCUUUGUACUUUGCACAGUUCAGAAAAAGGUUUUUGUUACACAUGGGUGUUAACGUAUAAUUUUAAAAAAUGUCAAUGGUUAUUAUGAGUACAAAUGAACUGCAGUGACUGUGUUUUUUCUCAUUCUUUCAAUAAAAUAACCAUCAAUGUAA
Messenger RNA from Sceloporus undulatus (fence lizard), 7738 nucleotides. It is a transcript of the gene SH3RF3, whose product is annotated as SH3 domain containing ring finger 3. Lineage: Eukaryota; Metazoa; Chordata; Lepidosauria; Squamata; Phrynosomatidae. The record is from RefSeq and is a predicted model, not a curated record. The annotation marks the transcript as partial. The transcript is spliced from 7 exons. Gene Ontology annotation, biological process: positive regulation of proteasomal ubiquitin-dependent protein catabolic process; positive regulation of JNK cascade; protein ubiquitination. Gene Ontology annotation, molecular function: protein binding; ubiquitin protein ligase activity.